Molecule: messenger RNA, 1515 nt
Organism: Anoplopoma fimbria (sablefish)
Lineage: Eukaryota; Metazoa; Chordata; Actinopteri; Perciformes; Anoplopomatidae
Product: E3 ubiquitin-protein ligase NEURL3-like
Exons: 4
Coding region: 85-963 (292 amino acids)
Molecular function (GO): ubiquitin protein ligase activity
Source: RefSeq, a predicted model, not a curated record
GACUUAAUGACAAUUUCAUGAAGAUACAGACAAGAGCACAUCUUCUAUCAAGACACAGAGUAAAGUUCUGUCUGCCUCUUCAAGAUGGUGAAGGAAAGUGAAAUCGGGAACUCUGUUGUUGGGUCAGAGACAUCGCACAGAUGUGGCAGGUCCUGCCUCGGUCCUCUGACCUUCCACCCUCUGGCUGUGGGAGACAAGGUCAGCCUGAGCCAAGGGGGUCGGCUCGCAGAGAGGACGGGGGCCACGUUCAAGAACGGCCUGGUGUUCAGCAGCCGCCCGGCGAAGAUCCAGGAGAGGAUUCGUCUGAGGGUUGAGAAAGAUUCGUUAAACUGGCAAGGAGCUCUGCGUGUGGGCUUCACCAACGUGCCGCCCUUGGACAGAUCUCUGCCUCUGCCCAUCAUGGCCAUCCCCAACCUCACUGACGUCCAAGGGCACUGGGCCGCCCCGGUGCCUGAAUCCCACUGCCAAACUGGUUCAGAGCUGGAGUUCUGGCUCUCCAAUGGAGGCUCCUUAUACGUCACAAGCGGCAACAUCAAGCAGCACAAGCUACUGACAGGAGUGGACCUCAGCCAGCCGCUCUGGGCGAUGAUAGACAUCUAUGGACAGACAUGUGCCAUUUCCCUCCUGGGCUCAGAGAAAAGGGAGCUGCUUUACACCAGACGGUCCUGUCCCGCACCUGAACACCUCACCUCACCUGAUGCUGACAGCCACAACAGUUUAAUUCCUGUCUCGAGUCUCCUCGGAAACAGUGAUGAAUGCAUCUCCUGUCUUGACAUGACAGCCCCAGCAGGUAAAGGCAGCGUAAUGGGCUGUGUGGUGUGCAUGGAAAAGGAGGCCAGAAUCACGUUGCCUUGCGGCCACCAGUGUUUAUGUAAGCAGUGCGCCGCAAAAGUCCUACAAGAGUUUGGCACCUGCCCGCUGUGCCGACACAGGAUCAGCACUCCAUCAGUGGACAGGUUGUGAGGCGUGUCUCUGGGCUGAUGUAAGCUCCAAGAAAGCAGGAAGAAAACACCAAAUACAAGCUACUGAGUGACUGUGAGAAAGAAAACACUUUGAGUAGCAUCUACUUAAUUUAGACUUGUAGCCGGACCGAUCGAAGCCCAUCCAGGAACCUUGGUCACGUCAUUCAACUCUCUCGUCCUUCAUAUGUAAAUGUUGUACAGCAUGUGUCAGAUAAGAUGUGAUGAGAUGUUAAGGUAAAUAUAUGAGGUGUGAAAGAAUGUGGGAAACUUCACUGAAUAACUGCACUUUUAUUGUGAUUGUUAAAUAAGGAUAAAGGCAAGCAUGUAACCUUACGGUGAAGACAGUCAAUGACAAAUCAUUUUUUGCUCUCAGUUCAGCACAAAGUGUUUUGUCAUAUAUAUAUAUUAUAUAUAUAUUGUUUUUCGCCACCUUGAUGUUGUAAAUCUGGAAUAAAUCUCAAAUUUUGUAAAAAGAAAAAUAAUAUUAAUUCAUAUUUUUAUAUAAUUUCAUUGUCAAAAUAUGACUAUAUCAAUAAAAUGUUUUAUUUCUAUC